AUGUUUACUGGCACGCAUAAUUUCCACAAUUUUACAGCUGGGAAAAAGCCUACCGAUGCCAGUGCAAAACGAUUCAUCAUUUCAUUUGAGUGUUCAGAACCAUUCCUUAUGUCAGAUGGAGAUAAGAAGAUAGAGGUACUUGUAGCCCGAGUUAAAGGACAGAGCUUCAUGCUGCACCAAAUUCGAAAGAUGAUCGGCUUGGCGAUUGCAGUAAUGCGAGGUUUUGUCAGCCCUGCGGCCAUUACUCGCGCAUUCGGGAACGAGCGUCUAGACGUACCCAUUGCUCCUGGUCUUGGAUUACUCCUCGAAGAGGUUCACUACGAGCGGUACAACAAAAAGUACGGUGGCGAUGGACAUCACGAAGCGCUGCUGUGGGAUGAUGUGAAUGACACAAUCAACUCUUUUAAAAAUGAGCAUAUUUACCCGAGAAUAGUCAAAACUGAGCUGGAGGAGAAAUCAAUGUUCAACUGGCUGGCCACCUUGCCAAUUCACACCUUUGAUGUUCGUACUCAUCAAAUCAUUAACAAAUCUGAUGCAAUUGACAAACCACUGGUUCGAGCACAUUUUAAUGCAACUCAAAAAACCAACGUCAAAGAAAACCCAGCUACAGAGGCAGAAGAAGAAGAAGCCACUAGUUCGGAAAAUGUUGCUGAAAAACGUCAAUCGCUGGAGAUUGAAGAUGUUGACAAAGCCGAAGACAAAGCCGAAAAAAGGAUUAAACUGGAUGUUUAA
Molecule: messenger RNA, 732 nt
Organism: Rhagoletis zephyria (snowberry fruit fly)
Lineage: Eukaryota; Metazoa; Arthropoda; Insecta; Diptera; Tephritidae
Source: RefSeq, a predicted model, not a curated record